ACGGCUUUCCGUACUCUGGUGAUGUCACCGCUGUCCAGUAUUUUGUAUUGUUUUGGCGGGGUUUGCCACUUCGCCCGUUUCGGAUGUUCGGUUCAUUUUGUAAACAUUAGCUUUCCACCUACGAAAUAUGGAGCGUGGAAGGAUGAGUCGAGCAGCAAGCAGCAGGCUGUCGGAGCUGCCAAUGAGAGUGCAGGACAGCAACAGGAUGAGCAUGGUGUACACAACACCCAAGAGUAAACAGCCUUCCUUUGGAAAGCUCAACAUACCCAAACCAACGUCUGUGAACUCUGAAAGGAGGACCAGUUUCUUUAGUUCCAGGACUAGUGGAGCCGGCAUGCCUCGCAACAGCACUAUGGCAGGGUUUGGAGGAAGUGAGAAAAUCAAAGACACCAGACCUCUGCAUGAUAAAUCCUUUGUUCAGCAAUGUAUCAGACAGCUGCAUGAGUUCCUGACAGAUCAGGGUUACCCAGGCACUUUGUCAGCCAAGACCCUCCAGUCUCCGUCUACCAAGGAGUUUGUGAAGGUGUUUGAGUUCAUUUACCGUCAGCUGGACCCGACCUUUGAGAUGCCUAAUGUAAAAGUUGAGGAGGAGGUUCCAGCUAUGCUCAAAGCCCUGAGGUAUCCAUUUGUUCUCUCCAAGUCUUCAAUGUAUUCUGUCGGAGCUCCCCACACCUGGCCUCAGGCCCUGGGUGCUCUCAUGUGGCUAAUUGACCAAGUCAAGAUAAACUGGAGUUUGAGUAAGCAGAACCUGCUGCUCAGCGACUUCUGUGAGGACAGCGAUGAUAUCGAGGAAGGCGCUGAGUACAACAAGCUCCUCCUGGACUACACAGCUGAGGCCUACUCCAAGUUCAUGCAGGGUGAAGACACAUUUGACGAUGUGGAUGAUUCGUACCUCAGUAAACUAAAGAAACUUUAUAAUGUUGAUGAAGCCAUGCUGAACACGAUGGAGGAAAAGCACAGAAUACUCAGUGAUGAGGUCGAACGACUUGAGAAGGAGAGCCAGACGGACCGUCUGAUGACCAAGAGGAUGGAAAGGGUGAAGCUGCAGGCGGACCUCAAGAAACUCCAGAGUUAUCGCAGCAGCCUGGAGUCCUUUAAAGCCAACCUGGAGAACAAAGCUUCAGAACUGAGCGAUGAGCUGGAGACCACUGGGAGCCAUAUGGAGUCACUCAAACACGAGCAAAAUGAGCUGCAAUGCCUCCUGAAAAACCAGAAGUUUACUCCAGCAGAUGUCGAGAGGAUCAACAGAGAGAAGAGGGAACUCCAACAGACCAUCUCCAGUCUCACCAAGUCUCUGGAAGAUGCUGAACAGCACAAGUGGAAUGAGGAGAUUGCUCUGGCCAAAGUGAAUGAGAAGGUGGAGUUGAAGGUAGCAGAGUACCACAAGCUGGCACGUAAACUGAAGCUGAUGCCACUGUCGGCAGAGAACGCUGGUGGUCAUGAUUUCGAGAUCAGGCCGUUUGAAUGUGGACCCGGCAGCAUGGUUCAGCAUAAAACGCAGAGACAGAUGCUCCUGAGAAAGCUGGUCAGUGACGUGGAGGAGGAGAACGCUAGAUUAGCCAACAUGAAGCUCAGUCUGGAGGAGUCUUGUGAACAGGUGAAUUCUAACAUCUUGGACAAGUCCAAUGACCUGAAGCAGCUGAGAGAGCAGAUUCGCAAGCUGGAUGAACGAUUGGAUUCUGACAUGCAGGAGCUGGCCCAAGAAGAAAAGGAUUGGGCAGCAGAGAAGGAGUCAGUGGAAAACCAUCGUAAGCUCCUUGAGAAGAAGAUCAAUUAUGGUUACGACGAUGCCGUGCAACAACUGAAGACAGCACAACAACAGUACCACCUGGUGCUGCAGGAGACCAACGAGGAGAGAAGAACAGUAGCCAACAACCUUGCGUCUGUAUUUACCACAGCUACAGACCACUUGGCAGUCACAGAGAAGUGUCUGGAGGAUUUGCACAGCAGAGUGCAGCGAGCCUGCUCUAAGGCUGUAGAGGAAGAUGAAGGUGCCAUACAGAAGCUGAAGGAGACUUUGAGGAGCUUCACGUCCAAGGCAAACAGUUUGUAAAGUGAGGCAGGGCAGGAUUUCUUAUUCACUAUCUUUAUUGUGCUGAUGUUCAUAUACAGAGGUACACACAGAUACACAAACCGCCUUACUAGCCGUUUGGGGGGAUUUCAGCGAUGCUUUAUUGUCAGUUUGAUUCCCGAUCGCCCCCAGUUUUAUUUUUACAAGAAUAUAAGAAAAGAAACGUACUUUCACUCAUUUGUUCUGAACAAAUUUUGGACAUGUAUCAUAUUACUAUGUACUUAGAUUAACAAAACAGAAAAAAAUAGUCACUGUCAGUUUACUUUUUGAUAAAUUAUUUUGUUUUUAAAUACAACAGCAGCGUGUUUUCACAGAUACAUUGUAAUUACAGUGCACAUGUUCUGUCAGUUAUCUGGUAUUUACACACUCCAGAUUCCCAUGUGUCUGUCUUUCUGUGUCAUUCUAUACUUACACUUCACUGUUUUUUUUUUAAAUAAUAAACUAAUAUGAAAAAACAACAAUAACAACUUUAAAGCCAAGAAUUUUUUUUAACACAUUGUAAUACAUGCCAGAAAAAGAAGAAAAACAUGGUUAAAGAUAUUAUUUGUUAACUCUCCUUGUUUGUGGUGGCUUUGAAGGAUACAUCAUGGUCAUGCUGCAGCUUAUUAAAUUGUUGUGUUGUACUGACGCCACUAGAGGGCAGCACACACCUCUGGUUGAUAAAACUUGAGUGUUCAGGUUGCUAUCGAUUAACAUUUUUUCUGGGAACUCAUUUCCAAACAUCUGAAUGUUACUGUUUUUUUUAGUACUUGGUUUAUUAAAGUAGUCCAACAUUAACAAAAACUUUGUAACUCUUGGGAGUUACAAGCGGAGGGGAGGAACAAGCACCAAAUAUAGUGGUGUUUAGUUGUUUUUGUAGGCUGAAUGUCUUGAUUGCAGCGGGCGUCUACAGCAGCCAAUACCACUGUUUGUUGUCAAAGGUUAGUCAAAGAAAUGCAAGUGCUCACUGACUCUGCAGCUGGAGUCAAUACAACAUUCCUGCAGCUCUGCCAUCAGGCUAAAUUUAAUCCAACUUUAUACUUGCAUGACUACGCAUCUGUAAAUUUGAGCUGUUUAAUUUAGCUGAUAGUAAAGGUUUCGUCAGACACAGGUCUGCUUUGUUGAUGCGGUCUGGAUAAUAUGUGAAAAUGAAUGUGUUUUAGACACAAUGACUGUUAUGUGUUAUCCCAAUUAUCUGAGUUUGAAUUUAGAUAUUGGUUCAGACAAACAAUGGUUACAAAAGAAAUGGCAGACAUAGUUUCCAUUUGUGCCGGUCUCAUUUAUCCUAUUUUUAUUAAACACAUUAGAGCAUUUAAGUUCCACAUAUCAGCCAAACCCCAGAAAACUGACUGACUCAUUAGUAAAUGAAGCGUUUAUUUUAGGAGUUUUCUCCACUUCUGGCAGGAACAUUUAUUGCAAAUGAUUUGGCCGAGGCAAAGCUGGCAGUCAGGAUGCAAACAGGGAUUGGGCCACAUCUCUCCACAAUGCUUUCUCCAUGUCACUGACAACAUCUCUCUUUGUACCUGUUUCCAAUGAACUCUGCAUGCCUGGCCUGCAGUAUUAGUGGUUUUUUUUUGCAUCUAUAUCCAGUCCAGAGAUUCAUUCCAGAUAUCCUGUGGCAAUCCAUACACAAUUCAAACCACAAUUUGGGUUUACUUAAGGUUUUCAAAGAAAUAUUUUCCAUUUAUAUUCUAUAAUAUCAGCCCUGAUUCAAUGUUUGUCAGACUGUCUUAUGAAACUUUAAGGUUCACAGCCUUUUUUUUACAGGA
This is a messenger RNA of Epinephelus lanceolatus (giant grouper), 3819 nucleotides long. It is a transcript of the gene ndc80, whose product is annotated as NDC80 kinetochore complex component. Gene Ontology annotation, cellular component: Ndc80 complex. Gene Ontology annotation, biological process: attachment of mitotic spindle microtubules to kinetochore. NCBI's taxonomy places the organism in Eukaryota, Metazoa, Chordata, Actinopteri, Perciformes, Serranidae. The record is from RefSeq and is a predicted model, not a curated record.